GCGCGUCAAUGCGGUUUUGACGCAGCGCCCCCCCUUUUACUUUAUCAGCCAACACAUGUUUUCCCCAGGUACCUCCAUUUUCGGAAUUCUUUACUAGCUGAACAACAAUUGGAGGAACCACUCCUCUUGGUACCCAACCUCAAAGCUUCCCUCACAAACCUCUUUUCUCUUCAUAGAUACUGUCAUCUCCCUCCAUCUCGAAUCAAUAUCAAUACCCAAAAUCAUCCACAUUCCUCUUUUCUUCCAUCCGUUCUAUAUUUAGAGUCUAUAUACGUUCCAUCUCGCUACUUACCGGCCCGUAUUGGUGUCGCGUGCGCAGUGAUCUAACCUCCUGGAUGGCUUGGAUUCAUUCACUUUGCGAGUGAAUCUAGAGCUCGCGCCUGUAUGUCUUGCUAUAUCUUAAUUCCCCUUAUACCGCCACUGCUUCCGUGCUGACCAUCUGCCCCCCCGCUUCGUCAACUAGGCUGGCGUCACGGGGAUAGACAAUAUUCAAGGCAUUUUCUCUAGAGUCCUUUAACGCCUCCUUCCCCGCACCUUAGCGACAGCCGUAUCUAGCCGUCAUGUUGGAAGGUGUGGUUGCUAAUUUGCUCAAUCGCUUCCUGGGUAUUUAUGUCAAAAACUUCGACGCUAAACAGCUCAACAUCGGUAUCUGGUCCGGUGACGUAAAGCUUCACAACCUAGAGCUACGGCGCGAAGCUCUCGACCAAUUACACCUCCCCCUCAAUGUCGUUGAAGGGCAUCUCGGUGAGCUCACCCUAUCGAUUCCCUGGUCGAACUUGAGGGGGAAGCCAGUCAAGGUCGAUAUCGAAGAUGUGUAUCUCCUGGCAGCCCCGAAGGAAGAUGCAGACUAUGAUCAUGAGGAGGAGGAAAGGAGAGCACAUGCUCUCAAAAUGGACAAGAUCGAGAGUGCAGAGCUUAUUAAAGAGCGAAAUGCGGAGGGAAUGAGCCAAGAAGAGCAACGCCGAAACCAGAGUUUCACCCAAAGCAUGAUUACAGCGGUGGUUGAUAAUCUUCAGAUCUCCAUCAAGAACGUCCAUUUCCGUUACGAGGACUCGAUAGCUUCACCGGGCCACCCAUUUGCUGUUGGAUUUACAUUGAAAGAACUGAGCGCGGUCAGCACCGAUUCCGAAUGGAAUCCGACUUUCAUACAGUCUACCUCGAGCACAACACACAAGCUAGCAGUUUUGGGUGCUCUUUCGGUUUAUUGGAACACAGAUGCAGAACUCCUGGGGACAGGUAGGGGUUCCGAUGUAGGCGCAGAAGCACAAGGCAUUAACCAUGCUGAAUUGAUGGAGAGGCUGAGGUCUGGUAUCGACAAUCAGGAGGACAACCAAUUUAUGCUGCGCCCUGUUAGCGGGCGUGCUGGCUUGGAGUUGGAUAAAUCAGGGAAGCAUGAUCGACCGGCCAUCAAAGCACGUUUGUUGUUCGAUGAGCUGAGCUUCGUUCUAGAUGAUGAUCAAUACCGGGAUGCGUUGAUGCUUGUGGACCUCUUUCACUACUUCAUCCGUCAUCAGGAGUACAAGAAAUUUCAACCGAAGUGCCGCCCGAAAGAGGACCCUCGAGCUUGGCUAAAGUUUGCUGGAAACGCAGUACUCAGCAAGAUUCAUGAGCGCAAUAGGCGUUGGACCUGGGACUUCAUCAAAGAACGUCGGGAUGAUCGCAUAGCUUACAUUGACUUAUUCAAAAAACAAAAGCGUGAAGGAACCUUGUCGGGGGAAGACGCGGGUGAAUUCGACCGACUACAGCGGAAACUUAGCUACGAGGAUAUACGAUUCUGGAGAUCAUUAGCAAGGAACCAGUUGCGCAAGGAAAACGUGGGUGUCAAGAAACCUGCGCGACAACAGACAUGGUCAGAGUGGAUCUGGGGCACUAAAAAGGAGGAGUCUGAGGAGGAGACCAUGACCGAAGAACAAAGGCAAGAAUUGUAUAACGCCAUCGAUUGGGAUGAAAAGAAAGCUAUCACGGAAAGUGUCGAUGAGCCUAGGGAAUGGGUGAAACUCCAAGUCAACUCCAGUCUCAAAGCCGGUAGUUUCACGCUGAAGCGCGACCCUCAUGGAAAGGCAAACGAAAUCAUGAAGCUGGUAUUCGACGAUUUCCGGGCCAAAGCCUUACAGCGUCCCGACUCCUUCUUCAUUGAUGUGAAUCUCGGAGGACUCAGAGUAUACGACGGAACAACAGAGGGGACGCUUUUCCCACAGAUCGUCAAAGUUAAAGAUUCUCUCCCGGUGCCAAAGAACCGUCUAUCCCAGAUCCCUGAUAGCGAACCACUAGAUGAGGGCAUUGGCGAUGGUAUAGAAGACGAAGAUAGUUUAUUCCAUCUCCAGCUCGAGAGGAACCCUCUUGAAAGUGACGCGGAUUCUGUUAUUAAAGUCAAGUUGAAGAGUAUCGAAGUAAUUUACAAUCCCAGAUUUCUUGUGGAGGUUGUCAAGUUCUUCGAACCCCCGGAGCGGCAUAUGGAAUCAAUCGGCGCUCUUCUGGACACGGCAGGGGCUACAGUAAAGGGCAUUCGGCAGCAAACUCGAGCGGGCUUAGAGUUCGCCCUGCAGGAGCACAAGAAGGUCGAUGCACAGUUCGACAUACAUGCGCCCCUCAUUAUUGUCCCUGAGAGUAUAACUCAAGAAAGUUCACUUUGCUUAAUUCUUGAUGCCGGCCAUAUCAGUGUCAAUAGUGAACUGGUAGACAGGCAGACGAUGAUAGAUCUCCAAUCGAAACAGAAGCGACAGUAUGAGGAGGGUGAUUAUAAAGAGCUUGAGCAUUUGUUGUACGACAGAUUUUUGCUCAAACUUGACUCUACUCAAGUCCUUAUCGGCCCAGGAAUCGAAAUUACGAAGUCACAACUUAGCUCUGAUGUCGCCUCGAAUAAUCUGCAUAUUAUUGACCGCAUAAAUGUAGAUUUUGUUCUUGAGUUGUGUAUUGUACCCAAGGUCACUGAGCUUACAAGAACUCGAAUCUCCGGGCAUCUUCCAGAGUUACAUGCGUCUAUCUCUGAUACCAAAUAUAAGGGGUUGAUGAAGCUGAUUGAUAUUGCUAUCCCACACUUUGAUGAAGGCAGCCCGGAAUCUAAUAUACCUAGCAAAAAAGCAGAAGAGGCAGCCGCUUCUAAAACCAGAGCAAGAUCCUCAUCUUUUCAACCGUCGGUUCUGAGGGAGCUCCCCGCCGUAGAUGAAGAUUCUGACGAAGAUUCUGAAGAUGAGAAAAUGAGCAAAAGUGUUGAAGUUCCAACAAAUCUUCAUCGCCGGGAUUUCGAGUUCAAAUUCACUGUUGGUCGCCUUCGUGGUUCAUUGUUUCGCUCCGACCCCAACGACCAACUUCGUGACCACCUGCUAGUUGAACUAGUUGCUGAAGAAUUUGCAUUGGACUUCUAUAUGCGCCCAUUUGAUAUGGUCGCAGAGUUGGUCUUGAGGUCCUUAAGCGUGGAUGACUAUAUUGAGGAGAACCCGGCUCCUGAAUUCAAAAGAAUAUUGUCCUCUAAAGGGUUCGACGCAGACGAGGAUAAGGACCUAUUCCAUCUCAAAUUUGUUCGGGUGAAACCUGAAUCUCCGGAAUUCCAGUCAACCUAUGAAGGAAUAGCAAUGAAUCUUGAUGUAUCCGUCUCGACCAUUAAUCUUGUUGUCACUAGGAAAACGCUCCUCACUCUUCUGGAUUUUAUUCUUCUCACAUUCACCAACCCAGAGCAGACAAGCAACCAAGCCCUUCAGUCGGAUCAGGCAAUCCAAGAUACAAAUGCCUUUGAUGAAGAACCAGAACAGGCUGGGAAAAUCCGCAUCAAAGCGGAUUUGAAGAGUAUCGCGCUCAUUUUGAACAAUGAUGGUGUAAGGCUUGCUACGUUAAGUCUCAACACUGCUGAUGUUGGCAUAUUCCUUGUGGGCCGAUCUAUGCUUAUACAAUCUCGCAUUGGAAGCUUGACUUUGGUAGACGACGUCAAUACCGGUGCUUCUGAGAGUUCUGAUCUUCGAAGGCUCUUGACAAUCGAGGGAGAUAACUUUGCCGACUUUAAGUAUGAGACUUUCGAUCCCGAAAGCGCAGAUUACCCUGGUUAUGACUCGGAAGUCUUCCUAAGGUCCGGCUCAAUGAAGAUCAACUUCAUAGAGGAGCCAUACCGUAAAAUCAUCAAUUUCUUAGUCAAAUUUGGCAAGAUGCAAGCCAUCUUCAAUGCUGCCCGCCAAGCUGCGGCAAACCAAGCUAACCAACUCCAAGAGAAUGCAUCGAGGAUGAGGUUUGACGUCGUCGUCAUGACCCCAAUUUUGGUCUUUCCAGGAAUCGUCAAGGAGGAUCGUCCCCGCGAUACAGUGACGGCGCACCUCGGCGAAAUUUAUGCUAAGAACGAAUUUGUUUCUUUGGAGGAUGAGAAAGAGAGUCCUGCUGUCAAUUUGAUAUCUACUGGGAUUCGUAACAUUCGACUGACAUCUAAGUUUCACUUUGAGGGAGGCGCAGUCGAAGAACUUGAGAUGAUACAGAAAGUGAAUCUCGAUUUCAGCAUAUGUUAUCUAGAGCACCAGCAAGGCAACCCGCGUCCUGAUAUGGAAGUGGAGGGAUCAAUGUCUCCUAUCAAUCUUCGCAUAUCGCAAAAACAGCUCAAGUUCUUAUUAGCGCUGUCUCAGACGCUCCCUGGGGCCUUUGCAACAGACACAGAACAGCAAGAACUUGAAGCCAUGCAAGCACUUCCUUCGUCUGUGACAAAGCCAACAAGGGAGGCAGAAUCUAAGGCAGUGCAAAACAGAAAUGACCAAGAAAGUUCAACACCGGAGGUAAAGACAGAUGAAACAUGGGUCCGACUUGAUAUGGUCUUCAAAGUAGAUGGUGUUGGUCUGGAGCUCAUCCUCGCAAAUGACGAUGAGCCAGUCGGUCGUUUGGAAGAUUCGAGCCUCUCAAAGUUCUCCCUCAAUGACACGAAGGUGAAACUGCGCAUGUUGACGGAUGGCUCUCUGGAAUCAGAACUCCAGAUCCACUCUCUCUCGAUUCGUGAUAGUCGCAAUAAGGACACAAACAAGUUCAGAAAGAUAAUGUCCUUAAUCAACAAUGAUAUCCAACAGCAAUUUAUGGCCAGCAUUUCAAUGUCGCCAGGACCGGACAAGCAUUUAAUAGCGAUGCUGACUAUCGACAGCCCGCGAAUUAUAGUUGCUCUGGAUUACUUAUCCGCUCUGCAGUCAUUUACCAAUUCUGCGUUCGCAACGGAAGAGCCGGUGGAAGAAGAGGAAAUCGAUGAGACCCCGGAAGGGUCAGAACCUAGAUCUAGCACUGCAGAAGAUACCGAUGAUUCUGUCAUUACACCCUCCAAUGGCGACACUCAGGCCCCUGCUAGGCAGAUGACGGUAUCAUUCCGACUGAAUCUCGUUGACGCUCAAGUAAUAACGAUCGCAAAUCCAGCUAUCACUCAUACUGAGGCAAUUGUGCUAGGGACGAAGCAGUUGCUUUUCUCUCAUCAGAAUGUUUCAACCUUGCAAAUUUCCAAGGUUGGCAUGUUCUUGUGCCGUAUGGACAAGUUCGAAACCAGUAGGCUUCGUAUAUUAGAUGACUUCACCCUCGAAAUGUCAAUGGACAGUCGGCCGCAGGAGAGAGGUUCUGCUUUGACUUCCAUCAAUGUCCAUUUUGAGCCUCUUGUCCUCCGUCUUUCCCUCCGGGAUAUCUUGAUGGCGAUACAAAUUGUCAACAAGGCAUCCGAGAUGAGAGCUCAAAAACCUAAUGAAGGGGAGACUGGCGAGCCGAAUAGGAUAUCCGAUGGAAAAGGUACUAGUACGAAGUCCUCGAAAAGGAAAUCGGUCGGCAGACCAACCUCAACUGCGCUAGCCCCAAGGCCUCAUCGCCGUUCUAGCGGGGCGGUUGAUACUACGGAACCAGGGCUUAUUUCGCAUCGUUCAGCUAUCCUCAAGAAAGAAGAAAUGAAUGCCCAAAUAGAUGGUGUCCGGGUAAUCCUCAUAGGAGACCUACACGACCUGCCAUUACUUGACUGGAGUGUCAAGAAGUUCACUGUUGAUGUCCGCGACUGGUCAUCUACACUGAAGGCUGAUACUAGCUUCGAUACAUUCAUUAACGUGUAUAACUUCUCCAAGUCAGCUUGGGAACCCCUCAUUGAGCCAUGGCAGUUAGGCUUCCACAUGGCAAAGGAGGUCAAUCCUGAUGUCCUCUCGAUAGAUGCUUACUCUCAUAAGACCAUGGAGCUCACUUUAACGUCUGCCACAAUCGCACUGGCGUCCAAGUCGUUCCAGUUCCUCUCUACUGAUGAAGAUGUUCUCUCGAAACCACGAGGUGCCGACGCACCCUACCGCAUCCGUAACCACACUGGCUUCGAUCUUCAUGUUUGGGCCGAUGUCAGUGCAGAGGAAGAAGGACCGGCUGCUAAAUUAGCUGACGGUGAGGAGUAUCCUUGGAGGUUUGAAGACUCGACCGCCAUGCGUGAAACGCUAGCACCAGAAGGUCAUGCCGGUCUUGUCGGUGUCAAGCUUGAAGGCAGUGGCUUUGAGAGUGUGAGCCGUAUUCCCGUUGUUCGGGAAGGGGAGAUUCUGUACAAUCUGAAGCCAAGGAAAGAUAACAUUAUUCAUAGACUUCUUGUUGAGGUCAAAUUGGGUGCGGACAACGUCAAGUACAUUACCAUCCGCUCACCACUAGUUGUUGAGAACAAUACGCAGAUACCAGUGGAGCUGGGCGUGUUCGAUCCUCGUGACGGACAUCUUCUUAAAAUUGAGAAGAUCCUUCCCGGAGACUCUCGGCCUGCACCUGUAGGAGCUGCAUACAUGCAUUCUCUACUUAUUCGACCUGACCAAGGUUUUGGAUAUGAGUGGUCAAACGAGCAGUUACAUUGGCAAGACCUUAUGCGGCGACCGACUCGGACAAUCAAAUGCAUAAGUGAGAGUGGACAGCAAGCUCCGCCUUUCUAUUUCCAGAUGAAUGCUACGUUCAAUUCACGCGACUCUGUGACAAAAGUCUAUCCUUACAUGCGCAUCCGGAUAUUCGCCCCUGUCGAGAUACAAAAUCUCCUUCCUUAUGAUUUCAAAUACCGGAUCUAUGACAAGAAUACGAAGAAGGAUUGGACUAAUUUCCUGCGCAAGGGAGGCGUAAGCCCAGUCCAUGUCGUGGAGCUAUCCCACUUGCUACUUCUGAGCAUCGACUUGGAAGACACUGUUUUCAGGCAAAGUGACUUUUCUAUUAUCAACGGCAAUACGCAAGACUUCAGGAGAGAGCAUGUACUAUCUUUGAAGGAUGAAAGAGGCAUUCAACUGAGGUUGAAUCUUCACUACUUUAACGUGCCUGAUAGUGGAGGCGCAUUCAAGGUGUCGAUCUACAGUCCAUAUCUCAUCCUGAACAAAACGGGUCUCUCGAUGGAGAUACAGAGCAAGGGCUUCUUGCAAUCAGCUCGAACAGCAGCUGGCCAAGGGCUAAGGGCUGAUCCAAGGAACGGCGGACGAACGCUUCCUUACAUGUAUUCUUAUCCGAGCGAAGAUCAGAAGAACCGGUCCAUACUGAGGAUAGGCGAGUCUGCGUGGAGCAAGCCGCAAAGUUUCGAAGCCAUUGGGAGUACAUUCGAAGUCGUUCUUCCUGAUAGACACGGCCGAUCUGAGUUUCAUUCAGGUGUGACGGUUGCUGAGGGUGAAGGCAAAUACAAAAUGACCAAAGUUGUCACCAUUGCGCCUCGCUUCGUUCUGAAGAACAAGAUUAACGAGGACAUUUCGGUCCGAGAACCAGGCUCUUCCAAUGUGCUUAAUAUCAAGAGUGGCGACCUUGUACCUCUGCAUUUCUUGCGCCAGGUUCCAGAGAAACAACUUUGCCUAUGCUUCCCGGGAGUUAAUAAUCAGUGGUCGUCCCCGUUCAACAUUGCUGAUAUUGGAACGGUGCAUGUUAAGCUUGCAAAGGCAAACCAACGUCAAAAGCUCAUCAAAGUGGACAUCAUCAUGGAAAACGCCACACUCUUCGUGCAUUUCAACCUAGAAACGCGAAACUGGCCAUAUUCCAUGCGGAACGAGAGCGACAUGGAGUUCAUCUUCUACCAAGCCAAUCCAAACGUGGAAGAUUAUGAGGAUGAUAGAACGAAUGGCUGGCGGCCGAUCCGCUAUCGUCUGCCGGCUCGGAGUAUCAUGCCGUACGCCUGGGAUUUUCCAGCUACGAAGAACAAAUCUCUCGUGGUAACGUGUAAUGGCAAAGAAAGGCAUAUCAAGCUUGCUGAGAUUGGUAACCUGAUCCCAAUGAGAAUACCGCCGACGCAGUAUGGCGAACACCAAAAGAUUAUCGACAUCAAUAUUGUGGCCGACGGUCCCACUCAGACUCUAGUCUUAUCGAAUUUUAAGGCAUCAAAGAGUUUGUACAGGCAACAAAGAGGACAGACCUCUCAGAGCAGUUUGAGCACCGGGUUUGAGGUUAAGGAGUUGGACUCAGACGUGAACUUCAAAGCCCAGCUCCGCCUUGGUGGGAUUGGUAUCUCCUUGGUCAACCAGAACAUGAGGGAGCUAUUGUACCUAACCUUCCGCGAGAUCGAUAUUAAAUAUCGGGAAUCCAGGGUUUACCAGACACUGAACACCACAAUCAAGUGGAUCCAAAUUGAUAACCAGCUCUAUGGAGGGAUCUUCCCUAUUUUGUUGUAUCCCAGUGUUGUUCCAAAGACCGGAAAGGAAAUGGAGGCACACCCGAUUUUCCACACCAUGGUUACACGCGUGAAAGAUGACUCCUAUGGCGUACUUUACAUCAAGUAUGCCACCGUACUUCUACAACAGAUGACACUAGAACUCGAUGAGGACUUUGUGUUCGCGAUGCUGGACUUUGUCAAGAUUCCUGGCGCCUCGUGGUCCGAAGAACAGGAAGGGAAGCUUUGCGAUGAAGAUCUAAGGAUCCCAGAACCACAAAAUGAAGGUGCUGGAAAUGAUGUGUACUUUGAACUUCUUCAUCUGCAACCCAUGCAGCUUGACAUCUCUUUCAUGCGGACUGAGCGCGUGAAUGCUGAGGACACUAUGCAACCAUCGAAUCCUUUGAUGUUCUUUGUCAAUGUCAUGACCAUGUCGAUGGGCAAUAUCAACGAUGCACCUGUCCGCCUAAAUGCAUUAAUGCUGGAAAACGCCCGUGUGUCACUUGGGGUUCUUGUUGGCAACGUCCAGAGGCACUACACUCAGGAAUUCCUCCGGCAAGUGCAUGUCGUCCUAGGAUCUGCCGAUUUCCUCGGCAAUCCCGUUGGCCUAUUCAAUAAUGUCAGCUCUGGCGUUGCCGCAAUCUUCUACGAGCCUUACCAAGGACUGGUUAUGACUGACAGGCCUCAAGAGCUUGGCUACGGUAUUGCCAAAGGAGCUACAAGUUUCGUCAAAAAGUCCGUCUUCGGGUUUUCGGAUAGCAUGGCCAAACUUACGGGAAGCAUGUCUAAGGGUCUUGCUGCUGCCACCUUGGACAAGGAAUUCCAAGACAAGCGACGUAUGUCAAAAUCUCGCAACCGACCGAAGCAUGCACUGUAUGGUAUCACGGCUGGCGGGAAUGCAUUCGCAACCAGUUUAGCAAGUGGUAUUGGAGGGCUUGCACGCCAUCCACUGCAGGGAGCCGAAAAGGAGGGUAUUCAAGGGUUUUUCAAGGGGGUUGGAAAAGGUGUCUUAGGCCUUGCUACGAAACCGGCCAUCGGCGCCUUUGAUCUUGCGUCGAGUAUGUGCAUUUAUGCGGGUUAAACCACUCAGUUACUGACGAAUCCAUAGAUCUUGCCGAAGGUGUACGAAACACCACCACUGUCUUUGACGCAGAGGGCCUAGAUCGUGUUCGUCUCACGCGCUUCAUUGCAACAGACGGCAUUGUACGGCCAUAUUCGCAGCGGGAAGCCCUAGGCCAGUUCUGGCUUAAAACAGCAGACGAUGGCAAGUUCUUCAGCGAAGAUUACAUUGCACAUCUCGAGCUUCCUGGCAGGGACAUGUUGGUCAUGUUGACGUACGACCGGAUAAUGCUUGUGCGCACCAAGAAGCUCCAGACGGAAUGGGAUAUUCGA
Aspergillus alliaceus is the source of this 9943-nucleotide messenger RNA. Its product is annotated as membrane morphogenesis protein VPS13. The transcript has 2 exons. The record is from RefSeq and is a predicted model, not a curated record. NCBI's taxonomy places the organism in Eukaryota, Fungi, Ascomycota, Eurotiomycetes, Eurotiales, Aspergillaceae. Gene Ontology annotation, cellular component: extrinsic component of membrane. Gene Ontology annotation, biological process: late endosome to vacuole transport; protein targeting to vacuole; protein retention in Golgi apparatus. Bases 561 to 9632 code for a protein of 3023 amino acids.